AUGGAAUACCAUACAAAUACCAAAAUAAAGUACGGGGUGCUGUGCAUACCGGCGGGUGCAAUCUUUCCGCUGGUGGACUGCUUUUUCUUUGUGGAGUUACCGCGGAAGACGCUGGUUGGGCUGCGGAUGGCUACGGCGAGUGGGCGCCACACGACCGCCAGCACUGUGAGGCAGUUCACUGAGUGUCUGGCGGCUUAUUUUAAUGGUUGGGAGGAGUUAUCCCAAGAAUUCUCGUGGGAGAUUAUUUAUGUGCAGCACGCAGACAGCAUGCCGAUGAACGACUGGCGGAGAUGUGAUGUCGACAAUCCCAAUAGUGUGAGCCGCGCUGAAAGCCGAGAGAUUGCGGCGUUCUGGAGGAAGAGGUGCGCCAGUACCAAGUAUCAAUAUCAUCCAGAGACUUUAGAAGAGACGAAGCUCUCCGAAGUGUGCUAUAAUAAUAAUAAUAAUAAUAAUAAUAAUAAUAAUAAUAAUAAUAAUAAUAAUAAUAAUAAUAAUAAUAAUAAUAAUAAUAAUAAUAAUAAUAAUAAUAAUGGGAAAAUAGAUUAG
This is a messenger RNA of Trypanosoma cruzi, 546 nucleotides long. Its product is annotated as retrotransposon hot spot (RHS) protein, putative. Lineage: Eukaryota; Euglenozoa; Kinetoplastea; Trypanosomatida; Trypanosomatidae. The transcript has a single exon. The record is from RefSeq and is a predicted model, not a curated record. The coding region runs from base 1 to 546 and encodes 181 amino acids.